CAAUGAUCAGUGGAAGAAGAGUGCCCACCAGAGAUUCCAUCUUUUGACAUUUCAAACCCCAAUCUUCAUGGCAACCCUGAGCAAGCAACCCUCUUCAUUGUACCUUUCAAGCGAUCCAAUAGUAAAGCGAAACGUGUCAGAUUAUCAAUUCUUCAUCACCCACCUAACUGUUCCUUACUAUUAAUUCACUGCACAAUUCCAUUUAACCACUCAUCAAUCCCAUACACCAGAAAGAAUCUCACAUCUUCUUCCAAUGGAUCGGUUUUCUCUCCUCUCCGUCCUGAUACUCGCCUUGACGGCCACCGCCUAUGCCCUCGAGGAUGAAGAUCCGUUGAUCCGUCAGGUUGUUACCGGCGCCGAGGAACUGCUCAACGCCGAUCAUCACUUUUCGCUCUUCAAGACCAAGUUCGCCAAAAGCUACGCUACCCAGGAGGAGCACGACUACAGAUUCUCCGUCUUCAGUGCUAACUUGCGCCGCGCUCAGCGCCACCAGCUGAUAGAUCCAUCCGCCGUCCACGGCGUCACAAAAUUCUCGGAUCUCACUCCCAAGGAGUUCCGCAGGACGUACCUCGGGAUCAGCAAACGACGGUCCAACAAGCUUAAGCUCCCCUCGGAUGCACAGAAGGCCGAAAUCCUUCCAACCGGAAAUCUCCCCGCCGAUUUUGACUGGCGUACUUACGGUGCCGUGACAGGCGUGAAGAAUCAGGGUUCAUGUGGUUCUUGCUGGUCGUUUAGCACCACUGGAGCGUUAGAAGGAGCGAAUUUUCUGGCAACCGGUGAGCUAGUGAGCCUCAGUGAGCAGCAGCUUGUGGAUUGCGACCAUUUGUGUGAUCCGGAGGAUGCAGAUUCAUGUGAUUCUGGGUGUAAUGGUGGACUGAUGACCACUGCCUAUGAAUAUGUGCUCAAGUCGGGCGGCCUUGUGCAGGAAAAGGACUAUCCUUACACAGGGAGAGAUGGCACUUGCAAAUUUGACAAAAAGAAAAUUGUUGCAUCUGUUGCGAAUUUCAGUGUAGUCUCCCUUGAUGAAGAUCAAAUUGCUGCCAAUCUUGUUAAACAUGGCCCUCUUUCAGUGGGAAUCAAUGCAGCUUUCAUGCAGACAUACAUUGGAGGAGUAUCAUGCCCUUACAUAUGUUCAAAGAGAAAUUUGGAUCAUGGGGUGGUGCUGGUGGGGUAUGGAGCUGCUGGGUAUGCCCCAAUCAGGCUUAAGGAAAAGCCGUACUGGAUUAUCAAGAACUCUUGGGGUGAAAAUUGGGGGGAGGAAGGUUAUUACAAGAUCUGCAGGGGUAAUAACAUCUGCGGUGUGGAUUCCAUGGUUUCUACCGUUUCUGCUGCUGUAAGCCACUCUUAAGCUGCAGUCAAGUCUCCUUGGUCCGUUUAUCUAGUAUAUAAACAUGACUGAAUGAAUCUAGCUUUGUGUCUCCAUUUUCUGUAAAUAUAAAUCAUUAUUGCAGUAUAAAAUGGUCGAACUUCUGUGGAACCUUUAGGCGCGCGAUCACAGAACUCCCUUAACCACUAUGUAUGUUUUAGUUGAAAUGUGGUCAUGUGGACCAAGUACCACGGAGACUUGUGAAGCAACUAAUUUUCUAGUUUUCUAUUACCAGUAUCUCGUACUUCGAUGUAAGACAACAUUAAAUAAAACGUUGUCUUACGGUAUUGUUUGUGUGUGCUUGUGCAGUUGUGCUUUUGAAUAACCAUCCAUUUGAGAUAAUAUAACGACAAUGCUAAUUAUAAAAAAAU
Molecule: messenger RNA, 1737 nt
Organism: Cuscuta europaea
Lineage: Eukaryota; Viridiplantae; Streptophyta; Magnoliopsida; Solanales; Convolvulaceae
Source: the annotation of a GenBank genome assembly